Plasmodium inui San Antonio 1 is the source of this 1056-nucleotide messenger RNA. RefSeq lists its product as hypothetical. The coding region runs from base 1 to 1056 and encodes 351 amino acids. The record is from RefSeq and is a predicted model, not a curated record. NCBI's taxonomy places the organism in Eukaryota, Apicomplexa, Aconoidasida, Haemosporida, Plasmodiidae. The transcript is spliced from 8 exons.
AUGUCAUUUCACUUUUUCGAAGCAUGGUGUCUGAUAUUUCUAUAUUUUUAUUUUAACAUACAAAUUGAGUGUUAUCUGGAUGAUCCGAAGUUGCCAGAAUGUGACGUCUCCAUCGAUACGGCAAUUUGUAUUAACAAUGGGCAAAAGAUCCUGUUGCCCGAGGCAAAGCCAUAUGGCAUCUCCGCCUACAUAAACUUCGACAGCAUAUCUGCAGUAGACGCAACUGGAAACCGAAACCAUGCCGUCGGAAACUUUUUCCCCUCCACUGGAUUUGGCGGUAUCGGGAACUCUUCCCUGUUCAGAAAAAAUUACAUUUACAUUCCUCAUUCAGAGGAGUAUUUCAAAACGGUCGAUUUUUCCUACACCUUUUUUAUCUACCUACUGGAGGAUGAACUGUCGAUAAAAAAUAACGUAGAAGAAAUGUUUUGCCCCGUAAUCCACAAGGGAAUCAUAAAAGACAACAUCCAGGAAUCCUCCCCAGCAAUAUUAAUAAAUGCAAAGAACGGACGAAUUAAAAUCGUUUUGAGCACCUCUUCUAGCACGAACUCCGCCGGAGAAGAAUUUUUGAGCAAUUUCAAAUUAAAGCGUCACCAGUGGUAUCACAUUGCAGUUGUCAGGCACAUAAACCACGUAAGACUCUUCGUGAACGGAAUCCUUGACUCCAGUUUUCUAACCGAAGGUAGAAUAACAAAAACGAACGACUUUCCAAUAUACAUAGGGGGGGCACCAUAUUCAGUAGAGUCUUGUGACUUUCCAUUUUUACUGGACGAAUUAAAAGUUUAUAAUUUGAGCAUCGGAGUGGACCACAUUCAGAGUGAAGCGGCAUCAACCCUAAACGGAGUAGAACCAUCUUUCAUCUACUUUGGUUGUUUUCAUUGCGAUAUUAACAAUGCUAUUUUGUCUUGUCCGAAUAAUUAUCAUUUAUGCAAUAAGGUGGAACUAUACAUCGGGGUUUACAAUGUGAUGAGGAAGUUCUCACUAAAUAUAAAUAACCUCAUAUUGCCCUUCUCCCCCGAGAACCACACGGGCAUAGGUGUGUGUUGCGCCGAUAUAUGA